AUGAAACAUAGAAUAGUUGCAGAAACUUUCAUUCCGAACCCUGAAGGACUUCGUGAAGUAGACCAUAUAAACAGAGACAGAGGAGACUUUCAUAUCUCGAACUUAAGAUGGACGACAAGAAGAGAAAACAUGAGAAAUAUUUCUGGUUCAAAUGGCUAUUGGUUUGACAUUGUUGACUCUCUUCCUGAAGACGCUGUUGAAAUUAUACAAUACUCAUAUCACACGUUAGAGAACUACUACUAUGUCCCAAGUGAAGAUGUCUUUUACUAUUUCAUGGGAACUCAAUACAGACGAAUGAAUGUCUUAAGACAGUAUAACAAAGAUUAUAUAAACAUUACAGAUGUAGAAGGAAGAAGAACAAAGCUGUCUAUUGCAAAGUUUAAGAGAGACAAUGGUUAUGUAUAA
This is a messenger RNA of Trichomonas vaginalis G3, 405 nucleotides long. Its product is annotated as HNH endonuclease family. The coding region runs from base 1 to 405 and encodes 134 amino acids. The transcript has a single exon. NCBI's taxonomy places the organism in Eukaryota, Parabasalia, Trichomonadida, Trichomonadidae. The record is from RefSeq and is a predicted model, not a curated record.